CAUGCGGACGUCAAUUUCUGUUUUCUACAAUUCAGGCAACUAUAAAGACCUUAAAAAUAAUUGCAACUAAGUUUUUUUUGCAGUUGAAUGUGACAGAGGCAAAAAAGUACUGCUGCAAAAUUGGCCUCACCAUGCUGUCUCUAGAAUCUUCAGAAAAGCAAAUUUGCUUGAAUAAUUUUGCCAAAAAGCAAAAGUUAAGAAUAUCUGGAGAUUACUGGACAUCAGGAACAGACCAGAACUGCCCUGAUAAAUUUCACUGGUGCUCAGCACAAAAGAAUUUUCUUAAAAAUGAAAUCAGAUGGAAAAGCGGUCACCCUGAUCCGAAUUUCGACUGCGUGAUGGCAAAUUUUAACUCUUCACUUGCAAAUUUCACCGAGUUGGCGACUGCCAAUUGCUCAGUUCCAAAAAAAUUUGUUUGCGAAAUACGUCAAAAAAACACAGCGAGGUUAGCACUACAGGAAGAGUGCGCCGCACUUUGGAACGUCACUCCAGAGGAAAUUCUGCUAUUCCAACUCGGACUCGCUGGCACUGCUUCAUACUCUUACAGAUUAAAGUGCUUCAUUCGGUGCAUUGGCAUUGAAGUGGGAAUGUUUGCAGACAAUGCUCUGGUGACCGACGAGAUUCUGCGGAAAAUGGAAAUUGCAGCAAACGACGACCCACCUACAUUGCAAACCGGAUUCAAUGCUUUCGACGAUUGUAGCCCAUUGAGAAACAAUGAUGAGUGCAUCACUGCAUCUGAAAUUUACAAGUGCGGAUUGCAAAAAGCGCCCUUGCUGACAAACAGCAUGGUCAACGAGGGGAGCACAAAUUUAUCUGUGUACGGUCCACCAUUGGAUUGUGUGCCUAUUGAAAACUAUUGCUUUGCCACUGGAGUGUUUCCCUGCGUACUGAACUCCACAAAACGAACUAUGCUUUUGAAUGGAAACCAUCCUGAUCUAACUUAUUAUAUCAAUGGUACCCCCGGAAUAUCCUACGCCCUCUCAAGAAAUUUCAGAUAUGAAAAUUUAUCUUACCCUGAUGCUUUCAAUCAUUGCUGUAGUGUCGGCAUGAGACUAGCUCACCCAAUUAGUGCAACAGAGCUAUCAAGACUCAAUUCCAUUAUGUUCACGAAUGGUUUCAACGAAUAUCUUCCUUUAGUUGGAGACAUGUUCAAAUUGAACCAAACUCACAACGCUUGGUGUGAAACAGGGAAAGUGGUGGAUGACAGUUUGUAUGAUAUAGUGGGACCCCCAGCAUCAUACGACAAUCAAAAUUACAAUCCUGAUUGCUAUGUAUAUGCAUAUGGGUUGCAUUAUACUACGAGGAAUCUCGCAAAAUAUGCACUCGAUGCUAAAAACAUUUAUGGAGCCACUGGCGCUCCACUGUUUUUUUGCCAAGAUCUUUAAAAAUCCGAAUCAUAUUUUUGAAAUUUAAAAAAUUCCAAUUUUAAAUACUUUGUAAAUAUUUGACAACGGAUGUAAAGAUAAAGAAUAUGAAAAAAAUUCCUUCUCAAAAUCACUCUAAAUUAAUAUCAGCGGUUUCUCAUUGGACAAUCUACAACAUUUAAUCCAUUUUGGGCUUUUUGAUGAAGAUUACUAAGA
Neocloeon triangulifer is the source of this 1580-nucleotide messenger RNA. RefSeq lists its product as uncharacterized. NCBI's taxonomy places the organism in Eukaryota, Metazoa, Arthropoda, Insecta, Ephemeroptera, Baetidae. Gene Ontology annotation, molecular function: odorant binding. The record is from RefSeq and is a predicted model, not a curated record. The transcript has 12 exons. The coding region runs from base 132 to 1385 and encodes 417 amino acids.